This is a messenger RNA of Talaromyces rugulosus, 858 nucleotides long. RefSeq lists its product as uncharacterized. Gene Ontology annotation, molecular function: oxidoreductase activity. The transcript has 4 exons. The annotation marks the transcript as partial. Lineage: Eukaryota; Fungi; Ascomycota; Eurotiomycetes; Eurotiales; Trichocomaceae. The record is from RefSeq and is a predicted model, not a curated record.
AUGACUGAACUAUCCAUUACUAAAGGUGAUUUGGGGGACCUCAACAAAAAGGUCGCAAUCGUAACUGGCGGUGCCAGCGGCAUUGGGAAAGCAAUCGUUGAACUUCUGACUGAACAUGGCACUAUCGUGGCGUUCGGAGACACCGACCGUGCGGCCGGCGCAGUCGUGGAAUUAUCAUUGAAGUCUGCGGGAAAGAACGCCAAGUUCAUCUACGCAGAUGUUACCAGUUGGACCAGCCAAGUUUCCUUUUUUUCACAGGUGAAGCAGGAGUAUGGCCAAAUUGAUCUGGUUUUUGCGAAUGCCGGUAUAGGAGAGAAAAACACCGUGUUUACAGACAUAUUUGAUUCGGAUUGCUUCCUUACGCCUCCAGACUUGACAGUCAUCGACGUCAAUUUGAGGGGUGUAAUUUACACAACGAAACUAGCCCUUCACCACCUGAAGCAAAAUGACCCUCCGGGAGGCAGCCUUGUUUUGACAGGAUCAACAUCCUCCUACAACGAGCGUCCCAACUUGCCACUAUACUCGACGGCAAAGCACGGCGUAGUUGGUCUUAUGCGAGCCGUCCGUCAUAGGGCUCCUGAAAGUAAUAUCAACGUUGGAUUAAUUGCCCCGGGCGGAACGAUUUCAAAUCUUUUCCCUCGACAAGCAGCCGAAGCGUUCAGAACACAGGGUGUUCCCGUCAAUGAGCCGGGUAGCGUGGCCCUGGCGGCUGCUUACCUAGCAAGUAGCAGUGAAACAAAUGGGCAGGGGAUCACUAUUAUUGGGAACAAAUUUACAGAAGUUGAGGAUAGCAUUACGGAGACGCAGCAUCUAUGGUAUGGAGCGUACAACACGGAUAUGGUUCGGAAGGUGGCAAGC